AUGGACGUUGAACUCUCUACGCCAACUCAACGUAGCAGUGAAGAAGAGGAUGAACUACACCGCAGUGUAAAGAAGUUUAAAGAAAGCAAUGGAGCUAGAAGCUUCACGCAGCCAAGGAAACUCGUUAGCUACAAGGAUAGCCUUGUGGGAGACAUUCCUGGAGCUUAUGAACAAGCUUUCAGAUUUGACAAGGAUUGGGAGGAAGAAUAUGAGUCCGAUACUGAACUUGAACCUUUGCUGGAGGGUAUGGCUGAGGUGAAAUUAUCUAAGGAAACAAAGGCUCGCAUUAGGGCGCCGUGGUCCAAGGCAUUGAUAGUGAAAGUGUACGGUAGAUCAGUCGGAUUCAACUAUCUCACUUUCAAAAUCAAUGCGCUAUGGAAACCGAAGACGAAGAUGGACGGUGUGAAUUUGGGUCGUGAUUUCUUCCUAAUCAGAUUUAGUUGUAAUGAUGAUUAUGAUCAUGUGCUUCGUGAGGGUCCGUGGUUGAUUGGGGAGCAUUUCCUAGCUAUUAUGCCGUGGGAACCAUACUUCAAAGCCUCUGAAGCAAAGCUUUCUUCAGUUGCUGUUUGGGUAAGACUUCCUGAGCUGCCAAUAGAAUUUUAUGAUGCCUCAGUUUUAAAAGAGAUAGGCAGCGUGAUUGGACCGGUACUCCGCAUAGACUCCUAUACAGCUUCAGAAACUAGAGGUGGUUAUGCGAGAUUAUGUGUUCAGAUUAACCUGGAGAAACCUCUUAUCACUUCUAUCCGAGUGGGUAGGAUGGUGCAACGUGUAAUGUACGAAGGUGUAUCUUCACUUUGUUUCAGCUGUGGUCGUUUCGGCCAUAAGAAGGAAAACUGUAGUUUUCAAUUGAAGCAAACUGUCAAGGAGAAUAAUGGACAAGAAGAACAGAGGAUCAAUGAAGGGGUAGUUGUGUCAAGACCCAACUGA
Molecule: messenger RNA, 927 nt
Organism: Quercus lobata
Lineage: Eukaryota; Viridiplantae; Streptophyta; Magnoliopsida; Fagales; Fagaceae
Exons: 1
Coding region: 1-927 (308 amino acids)
Molecular function (GO): zinc ion binding; nucleic acid binding
Source: RefSeq, a predicted model, not a curated record